Messenger RNA from Cuscuta europaea, 2026 nucleotides. The record is from the annotation of a GenBank genome assembly. NCBI's taxonomy places the organism in Eukaryota, Viridiplantae, Streptophyta, Magnoliopsida, Solanales, Convolvulaceae.
CCUUAGUACACAAAACAAAGCCGAACCUAUGAGUUAUACUCCGGCGUAUAUCAUCAACCUGAAAUGUAAUGCCAAAAAAGAACAUUGAACACCGCGAGAUCUGUCAUUCGAAUACCGUGAUCCACAGUGAUCAAUGAUUGCACAUGAAUCAUAUUUCCUCCAUCUCCAUUCGUCGCUCAAAUCUAGGUGAAAAAGUUAAUGUUAUUGUACUGUAAUUCGUGAAGGUUGUAUCAGACAGGAGUUGGGGGCGAAAAAUGCCAAGCGUCGGUGUGAAGCUUUAUAGUGUAUUCUUCAAAUUCAUGCUGAAGCAUCGCUUGCAGAAUCGAUUUCAAAACCAGGUUACAGACGGACCCGAUGGCAGCAGCACCGCCGCAUUUGGAGUCACUUCGCGGCCGGAAGAAGAGUCCAUAGCCGCCGCUAGUCCCGUCUUUACGGAUGGAGUGGCCACAAAAGAUAUCCACAUUGAUCCGUUAACUUCUCUGUCCAUUCGAAUCUUCCUUCCCCAAACCUGCCUUGAUUUCCCCGAUCCCGAUUUCAGACUUCAAGCUAAAUCCAAGGUUAGGGCUACCGUGAGCAAGUCAGAGUCCGUUCCCGGAUCCGAUUCUAAUCAAACACUUAUUCGCCGAAGUAGCUACGGCUCUCCCGCCACUAACAAUAGAUCCAUUUCUCGAACGGAGAGUAUUAAUCAGAGUUUUAAUUACAAUAAUCACCCAAGAAAUAGUCACGGAUGCAGUGCAGAUGAUCUCAGAUUGGCAUCCACUAACGGGGUUUACAGAGGCUACUCACCUGCCAGUAAAAACUGCCGGAAGUUGCCGGUGAUAUUGCAAUUCCACGGCGGAGGUUUUGUGACAGGAAGCAAGGAUACUGUGGCGAACGAUAUCUUCUGUAGAAGGAUCGCCAAGCUCUGUGAUGUGAUUGUGUUGGCCGUUGGAUACAGGUUAGCUCCAGAGAAUCGAUUUCCUGCAGCUUUCGAAGAUGGGUUGAAGGUGCUGUAUUGGGUAGCUAAGCAAGCCAAUUUGGCUGAAUGUUGUAAGUCCUCAGUGGGAAGCAAGCAAAUUGCAGAUGCCUUUGGAGCAUCAAUGGUGGAGCCUUGGAUGGCUGCUCACGGAGAUCCGUCAAGAUGUGUACUCCUUGGAGUGAGCUGCGGGGGUAAUAUUGCCGAUCAUGUGGCACGGAAAGCUGUAGAGGCAGGCAAGCGCUUGAACCCGGUCAAGGUAGUGGCGCAAGUUCUAAUGUACCCCUUUUUCAUCGGAAGCAUUCCCACACACUCGGAGAUGAAGCUUGCCAACUCCUACUUCUACGACAAGGCCACAUGUAUACUCGCGUGGAAAUUAUUACUACCAGAGAGUGAAUUCAAUCUUGACCACCCAGCCGCCAACCCACUUGUCCCAGGGAGGGGACCUGCAUUGAAACGGAUGCCCCCAACAUUGACAAUAGUGGCAGAGCAUGACUGGAUGAGGGAUAGGGCCAUUGCCUACUCAGAGGAGCUGAGGAAGGUAAAUGUUGAUGCGCCGGUGUUAGACUAUAAGGAUGCAGUGCAUGAAUUUGCAACUCUAGACAUGCUUCUUAAGACCCCACAGGCUCAAGCGUGUGCUGAAGAUAUCGCCAUAUGGGUUAAGAAGCACAUCUCUCUGCGAGGUCAUGAGUUUUCAUACUGAGUUAUGAAUUCAAGGACAGUCUUGUAAUUCCCUGUGCCUGAUGGGCUUAACAUUAAAAAAAGGCCCAUUUUGCCCUUUAUGUGUAGAGUAAAGAGAGGUAUACUUUGGGCCUGAGAUGACGGUCUCCUUACAAGACCGCCUUGAGUUUUGAUCACACUAUGCUGCACAACCAUGGGACUGUUUGUAUGUGGAGAUGUCUGUCUGUUGACAAUGAUGAUUUGGGUGUAAGAAAGUACUUCCCCGAUCGAUUGCAGAAUUUGAAGAUAAACCCCGUUGUAGGUGCUCCCCCAGCUAAUUCUCUUCAUUCCAUUUGUUAUUGAAUUUGUACAAUCCUUGGUGAAUAUAUAUAUUAUUAUUUUUACUCUUUU